UCCUCAACGUGUCCGGGAUCGACGAGGAGCCGUGUUUGGAUGGAUGGGAUUACAGUCAGGACCAGUACACCUCCACCAUCGUCUCCGAGGUCCACCCACAAGAUUGAAGCGCUCCAGGCUUUCGGAACCAAGGCGCAGUCAGUGCCGCGUCCGCAACUAACAUGCGGGAUUACGAUGAAAUUACAGCCUUCCUGGGAGAAUGGGGACCGGCUCAGAAACUCAUCUUCCUGCUCUUGACUGUCAGCGUUAUUCCCAACGGUUUCGCCGGUUUAAACAUCAUCUUCGUCGGGGAUACCCCAAAGCAUCGCUGCUCGAUUCCAGGGAAUCUCAACCUCAGCCAAGCCUGGAUGAACAGAACCAUCCCACUGGUGACAGGAACCCAAGCCCAGUACAGCCAAUGCAGUCGCUACCGCUUGGAUGUGAUCAGGAACCUCUCGGAGGUGUUUCCAGACCCAGAUCUCCUCAACGUGUCCGGGAUCGAAGAGGAGCAGUGUUUGGAUGGAUGGGAUUACAGUCAGGACCAGUACACCUCCACCAUCGUCUCCGAGUGGGACUUGGUGUGCGACGAUAAAUGGAAAGAACCAUUUACCACAUCACUGUACUUCUUCGGAGUGCUGAUAGGUUCUGGUGGUUCUGGUGUAAUAUCAGACAGGUUUGGGAGGAAGAUUGUUUUGUUUGGAACUAUAGGGGUACAGAUUUUAUUCAGUCUGCUUAUCACAUUGUCACCCAGCUGGGAAAUCUUCUGCCUGAUCAAUUUCCUCAGAGGCAUCGGUGAGAUUUCAAACUAUGUGACUGCGUUUGUGCUUGGAACUGAACUUCUGCAGAAAUCCAUUCGAGUUACAUACUCUACACUUGGAAUUGGCUGUUUUUAUGCCGUGGGUUACAUGAUGCUGCCUUUUAUUGCCUAUUUCGUGAGAGGAUGGAGAAUGUUGAUAUUGAUCCUGAGCCUGAUCGGUUUGCUGUACAUUCCUUUGUGGUGGUUUAUUCCUGAAUCUCCACGCUGGCUACUGUCGAAGGGAAGGGUUAAGGAAGCAGAAUCAAUAAUUCGAUUCAUGGCAAAAAAUGGCAUCACUCCACCAGCAGUACUUUUCACCGACGAUGAGCUUGAAAAU
Messenger RNA from Amblyraja radiata (thorny skate), 1112 nucleotides. Its product is annotated as solute carrier family 22 member 4-like. Gene Ontology annotation, molecular function: transmembrane transporter activity. The record is from RefSeq and is a predicted model, not a curated record. Gene Ontology annotation, biological process: transmembrane transport. Lineage: Eukaryota; Metazoa; Chordata; Chondrichthyes; Rajiformes; Rajidae. Gene Ontology annotation, cellular component: membrane.